UUUAGCUUGGAGGCCUGCCACGGAGGCUUUAGUGAGAGGCAGGCUGAAGUUAUGUGGGACAGCUGUCAGCUGGCAUGCUGGGUGGGGCCUGUUGAGCCGGCAGGGGCACAAGUCUGGGGACACCAAACCGUGUCCCUGCCCCAAGUCUUUUCAGCCCCGCUGGCCACACGGCUCAGACCUCCUCCUGCGGUCCCCCAGCUCCGCGAUGAUGGCCGAAGAACACACAGACCUGGAGGCCCAGAUUGUCAAGGACAUCCACUGCAAGGAGAUCGACCUGGUGAACCGAGACCCCAAGAACAUUAACGAGGACAUAGUGAAGGUGGAUUUUGAAGACGUGAUCGCAGAGCCUGUGGGCACCUACAGCUUCGACGGAGUGUGGAAGGUGAGCUACACCACCUUCACUGUCUCCAAGUACUGGUGCUACCGCCUGCUGUCCACGCUGCUGGGAGUCCCGCUGGCCCUGCUCUGGGGCUUCCUGUUCGCCUGCAUCUCCUUCUGCCACAUCUGGGCGGUGGUGCCGUGCAUCAAGAGCUACCUGAUCGAGAUCCAGUGCAUCAGCCACAUCUACUCCCUCUGCAUCCGUACCUUCUGCAACCCGCUCUUUGCCGCCCUGGGCCAGAUCUGCAGCAACAUCAAGGUGAUGCUGCGGAAGGAAGUGUGAGGCCAGGUGGGGCGGUAGGGGUGGCCGGGCAGCAGGGGGAGUCAGGGGAGGCUGGCCCCACCGUACUUCUCCAUGGGCCUGCCGGCGAGCUCUUUCUCUUUAGGGACUGCUAUUCCCCCCCCACCUCCCACCCCAAGAUGGGAGUACACCGUGUAGGGAAGCCAGAAAGAAAAGACAGCCCCGCCACAGAAGCACAGUGGCCCUUUGCUCUGCCCCCCACCCCCGCCCCGCCUCGAUGCCCCUGUGACCGGGCACAAGGAAAGGUAAUUUGCUAAGAGGCAGCUACUGUGCAAGUCUUUGCAUUCACUCGGACUGUAACAGCAUAAACCAGCACUCCGUUCCCACCCGGAGUCAACCUGUUGAUGCACGCCGCCCAGGGAGGCUACCGGUGACUCUUGGCAUUAGGAGGGUGGCUCCAAUAAAGGGUUUAGGCUGCAUUUUGGGAAUGCUGUGUUUUUGUGUGUUCGCAAGGUAGGUGUGUGUCCUGAUGAGCUCCAAAAAUACAGUUCACUGCCCCGAAGAACAAGCGGGGCAAGUUGGUU
Molecule: messenger RNA, 1203 nt
Organism: Panthera uncia (snow leopard)
Lineage: Eukaryota; Metazoa; Chordata; Mammalia; Carnivora; Felidae
Gene: CAV3
Product: caveolin 3
Exons: 2
Coding region: 206-661 (151 amino acids)
Biological process (GO): caveola assembly; regulation of membrane depolarization during cardiac muscle cell action potential
Cellular component (GO): caveola
Molecular function (GO): transmembrane transporter binding; molecular adaptor activity; connexin binding
Source: RefSeq, a predicted model, not a curated record